Nomascus leucogenys (northern white-cheeked gibbon) is the source of this 3689-nucleotide messenger RNA. RefSeq names its product tudor domain containing 5 (gene TDRD5). Gene Ontology annotation, biological process: spermatogenesis; germ cell development. Lineage: Eukaryota; Metazoa; Chordata; Mammalia; Primates; Hylobatidae. The record is from RefSeq and is a predicted model, not a curated record.
AGGCGCGCGGGGCCGCCGGCUCAGCUACAGUCCUGCGCCGCUUCGGAGAGGGCCCCCUAAUCCCUACUCUGCCCGCAACGGCAGUGCUGGCGUCAGGGCGCGGUGGAGGCAAGACGGGUGACUGGUAGCAGGGCGGUGCCGGGCGAGAAGGGCGCCUCACCUGGCGCCUCCCGCCUUCCUUUCCACCUCAGGUUGCAGAGAGCCGCCAGGGCAGGUGGAAGGGCCACGCCCGGCUCCCUCCUGUAGGGCACAAUGUCUGAACAAGAGCGUAUACAGGAAUGUCUGCGGAAGGAAAUAAGGUCACUUCUCAUUUCCACCAAAGAUGGUUUGAGCCCACAGGAGUUGGAGAAGGAGUACCUUUUGAUGGUUGGCAACCGUCUACCACUCCGAAUCCUUGGGUAUCGGUCUACUAUGGAGCUGGUAUUGGACAUGCCUGAUGUUGUUAGUGUCUGCCCCGGUGCAGGUGGUACUGUAAUACUGAAAGCCAUUCCAGAUGAAUCUACCAAAGGAAUAGCAAGCUUAGUUGCAAAACAGAGGAGCAGCCAUAAGGUUCGAAACUCCAUGCAUAAGGGAAGACCUAGUAUUUAUUCUGGACCAAGAUCUUAUCAGCGAGUACCUUACCGUGGAAGGGUUGCCCCUGUUCUUCCAGCUGUUGUGAAGAGUGAGUUGAAGGACCUGUUGGCGUUAUCUCCUGUUCUCCUUUCUGAUUUUGAAAAGGCAUUUGCCAAAAGAUUUGGACGAUCAUUCCAAUACAUGCAAUAUGGAUUUCUCUCUAUGUUUGAAGUGCUUAAUGCGGCUUCAGAUGUCAUUUCUGUAGAGCAGACCAGAGCAGGUUCUUUGUUGAUGCUAAAGAAGAGUGUAACAGAGGAAAAGCCGAGAGGAUGUCCAGCAGGUAAAAUUUUUACCCAGCCAUUUAGAAUGAAACAAGGGUCAUACUCCACAGGCUUUCCGGUAGCAAAGGCAUGCUUUUCACAACCCACUUCAAACAUGGAACCACCGAAGCAAAUGAUGAGCAUGGGAAAGACUUCCAAGUUAAAUGUAGUGGAGACUUCAAGGCUGAAUCACACUGAAAAAUUAAACCAGCUGGAGAACACAUUCAAAUCAGUUAUUGCACAAAUUGGACCUGGAGGAACUAUCAGUUCAGAACUAAAACAUAAGAUAAAAUUUGUUGUAUCUAAGUUCCCGGAGGGUUUGUUUAUUUCUAAACUGCUUGGAGAGUAUGAGGUAAUUUUUAAAGAGCAACUAUCACCAAAAAAAUUAGGCUUCUUAAAUGUGACAGAACUUGUUGGAGCUCUUAGUGACAUUCUCCAUGUUGAGUUCAGGGAAGGACAGCAAGACUUACUAGUGUUUGAUGCGGAUAAGAAGCCUCUACCACCUGUUCAGUCAGAUAAGAAAACAGAAGCCAAAGCUUGUGUCUCCAGUCCACCUAGAAAUUCAUUGUCUACUGCUGCUGUCAAAGAGACUGUAUGGAAUUGCCCUUCAGAAAAACAAAAAGAGCCACAACAGAAGAUUUGCAAGAAGCCUAAUCUGGUGGUAAAGCCUUUACAGCUGCAAGUAGAAACAAACAAAUCACAGCUCAACCUGGCAAUGGCAAAUUAUGACAUCCCGCCAGAUGCUGUGCCGGACAAGAAAUUAUGCAGACUCCCACCAUUAGACACCAGUUCCCUCAUAGGGGUCUUUGUGGAGUAUAUCAUCUCUCCUAGUCAAUUCUACAUCCGGAUCUAUGGCAGGGAUUCGUCAGAGUUACUCGAAGACAUGAUGAUUGAAAUGCGGCGCUGUUAUUCUAAUCAGCUGGUUUCUGAUCGAUAUGUCAUGCCAGAAUGUUUUAUUCAGCCGGGACAUCUCUGUUGUGUGAGGAUUUCUGAGGAUAAGUGGUGGUAUCGGGUCAUUAUCCAUCGAGUCCUUGGGAAACAGGAAGUUGAAGUGUUCUACCCAGACUUUGGAAAUACUGGAAUUGUUCAGAAGUCCUCCCUGAGGUUCCUCAAGUGCUGCUACACAAAGCUUCCAGCUCAGGCUAUCCCUUGUUCUUUGGCUUGGGUGAGACCAGUAGAGGAACACUGGACAUCGAAAGCUAUUUUGCAGUUCCAGAAGUUGUGCGGUUUGAAGCCAUUAGUGGGGGUAGUGGGUGAAUAUGUAGAUGGAAUCCUUAACAUUUUUUUGUGUGACACAUCCUCAAACGAAGAUGUCUAUUUCCAUCAUGUCUUGAGAACAGAGGGCCAUGCUAUUGUAUGCCGAGAAAAUAUCUCUUCUAAGGGUUUCAGUGAGCUCAACCCUUUAGCUUUAUACACGAAAUCCAGUGGAGAGCCAGAGGACAUUGUCUUGACAGAACUGGGUUAUCCUUCCCAGCAGCACUAUUUUAAUGAAGACCGAAAGAUAAGUCCACAGUCAAAAGAGAGUGAGUUACAGAUCCUGCAAGAUAUUAAUGAUGAAAAGUCUUUACAUCAUCUUAAAUCUGAGUCAAAGGAGCCAUUAAAGGAUUCGGAAUUUGAUUCUUUGAAAACCUGUAAUAAGAGCUUUGAAGAAGAUCUAAAGUGGUCCAACCCAGAGCCAAAUGAUCUGAAGGAAGAAAAUGAGGAUGAGAUCCCCACUGGAAUGCCAUGCCUAGAGUCAGUGACCAUAGGUGAUGAUAUUUGGGAUGAGAACUGGUUACCUCUACAGGCUAAGAUGGGAAAAGGAGGUGAUGCUGCCUCCCAUCUAUUUACUGCAAGCCUUGGUGGAAAGAAUCAGUAUUCAUCAUGUAAAGAAAUGCCACAGAAGGACUGGUGUUUUUCUACCCCCAAAGAUACAUGGGAUGAUUCUUGGCAGCCUUCAGGCCUUGUAAAUGGAAUGAAAGUAGAAGUUCAUAAGCCAGAAGUACUGGGUGCUCAGGAGAAAAAUACCGGCACAAACAGGACUCAAAAGCAACUAGACAUAAAUGGUUCUUCAGAUUCUUCCACACUGCCCAAAUUGGAAGAAUUCUGUGCCUCUCUUACCCAGUCAGAGCAGUCAGCAGACGGGAGCCAGUCUGAACCCAACAACAGUCAGACUCAGCCAAAGCAAAUUCAGCUUUCCACAGCAGUACCCUGUUCAACAACUGCAGUGGAUGAUUCUGCAGAAAAGCCCUCUGGUUCUGUGGAAAGCUCACCAGAGAUCCUAAAGAAUGAAGAUUUUUCUAGCAGCCGUGCUAUUACAUUGUACAAAGACAAGAGUCAAGAAUCCAUGGACCAGCUGUCUUUGAUUUUGUCUUAUGAGUGCCAGAUUUCUCAGAAGCUCUACAUUCCUCGAAGUACAGCCACUGCUGCCUUAGGUGCUGCUGCACGGUUAGCUACAUCCAGGAGCCUCCUACACUGGUACCCCAGUGUGAAAAGGAUGGAAGCAUGAGGGAGGGAGAGAGGGAGGGACAAAAACAGAAUCCAGCCGCUUAGGCCUUGAUGAACUCCCAGGCCAAAAUGAGGAGGUAUUGAAGCAAAAUAGUAUCUUGAUCGUUGAUACUUUUGGCUUUCUGUGACUAUAUGUUAGCUUUAUUAUGCUAACAGUCUACUUUGAUGUGUAAGUAUUGAUAUUUACUGUUAAUCUUGAUUUUUCUUGAUUUUAUUUUAUUCUGUGUCAUUUUGUUCACCUUUGUUUUUAAUGUAGUUUAAAGGAAUUUUUUUGUGUUUCUGUUUUUCUUGUACAUUAUCAUGACUGAUAAAUGAAAAUUGAAAAACUAA